Molecule: messenger RNA, 1152 nt
Organism: Phyllopteryx taeniolatus (common seadragon)
Lineage: Eukaryota; Metazoa; Chordata; Actinopteri; Syngnathiformes; Syngnathidae
Gene: grxcr1a
Product: glutaredoxin and cysteine rich domain containing 1 a
Exons: 4
Coding region: 167-1030 (287 amino acids)
Biological process (GO): sensory perception of sound
Source: RefSeq, a predicted model, not a curated record
GCCAGCUGAGUGCGACUGGAAGGCAGCUUAGGCCGGCGGCCCUUUUAUAGAUCGGAUUAUAAGGCGCCGGUAAAUCCACGGCAAACUCAACUUGGAAUGAGAAGGAACGGGCCUCCCAGGCAAACUGUGCAUCGUGAUGUAAAGGGGAGGCGAGGGGGGCGCAAAAAUGGACGGGACGGCGGCGGAGGGUCAGGCCAAUCCCCAGAAGCGGGUGAGGUUCCGGGUGGCUUCGGGGAGCAGCGGUCGCGUGCUGAAAGAGAUGUUCAAAAAUGAGGGGCCCAGCGACUCGCUCGACUCGGACGGCACCAGCAGCUCGGCGGCCAGUGGGGACGGACCCCCCUACGGGGGGUACCUGGGAUCCGAGCUGGAUGACAGCGAGAGCGAACCUGACGAGCUGUUGGUGUAUGCUGCUGGCGCCGCCAAGGACCGGACGUUCACCGCCAAAAGGGUCAAUAUACUCAGCAAGAACGGCACUGUGAGGGGGGUCAAGCACAAAGUGAGCGCAGGUCAGGCGCUCUUUGAAAACCUCCCACAUUGCAACAAUGUGCAGUUAUUGCUGGAGUUCGGUCGGAUGGUAAUCUACACCACCAGCUUCCGUGUGGUGAGGACCACCUUCGAGCGCUGCGAGCUGGUACGCAAGAUCUUCCAGAACCACAGGCUCAAGUUCAUGGAGAAAAACAUCGCUCUGGACAGCGAGUACGGCAAGGAGCUGGAGGUGCGCUGCAAGCGGGUGGGAGAGCCUCCGUCGCUGCCUGUCGUCUUCGUAGACGGACACUACCUCGGGGGUGCUGAGAAGAUACUGAACAUGAACGAAUCAGGAGAACUGCAAGAUCUUCUAACAAAAAUUGAGCGGGUGCAGCACCCUGAGACGUGCCAGAGCUGCGGGGGCUUCGCCUUCGUCCCUUGCCCAACGUGCCAUGGCAGCAAGAUGUCUGUGUUCCGCAACUGCUUCACGGACUCCUUCAAAGCCCUCAAGUGCACUUCCUGUAACGAGAAUGGACUGCGGCCUUGCGGGAGCUGCAGCCAGUGAGCAUGUCAAGUGCCUGAACACAUCUCUUCUCUUCCAGGGACUUCCACCGCAAAAAAUGACUCUUCCCUGCUCUAUUGCCAUUGUGAUAAAAAAACAUUUUAAUAAAACAUACGUUUUGUGCA